Messenger RNA from Aspergillus aculeatinus CBS 121060, 2421 nucleotides. RefSeq lists its product as uncharacterized. Lineage: Eukaryota; Fungi; Ascomycota; Eurotiomycetes; Eurotiales; Aspergillaceae. Gene Ontology annotation, molecular function: lipid binding. Bases 75 to 2288 code for a protein of 737 amino acids. The transcript is spliced from 2 exons. The record is from RefSeq and is a predicted model, not a curated record.
CCUCCCCACCUCCCUCUGUCCCUCUCUACAAGCAAGUUGAUCUACUCUUCCUGUUUGCUGAACCCAUCGCAACCAUGCCGCAAGGGGAGACCGAGCCCCUCCUCCCUCGCUAUGAGGAGGACACGACCCUCCAGCGUCGCCUGCAUCAGAAACUACACACCUACCAGAUGAUCCGGGCCCUCUCGGAUGGUUACCUGCCUUCUACGGAACAGGUGAUUGUCAAUCUCCGCACUCUGCUGGCUUCGGAUGUGCUCUCCGCCCAGACUCACGAUGUGGGCUCCGUGGGUCGUCAGAUCAUCCGCGAUUGUCGCCUGUGGAUUCAGGUCUUCAUCGAAUUCCUGAAGGAGAAGAACGAGGAUGACAAGCUGCAGGAGUUUCUGUGGCGUCUGGCGCGAUCUCGCGCCUCGAUUGACCCUAACAAAAUCCAGCAGCAGGCUCGCCAGAGCAGGGCGAGAGCCGAUACCCAAGCAGCAUACGACAGUCUACGUACCGUGGGAAGCCUCCUGCUGACCAACUCCGACUUCCGUCUCUUCGUGGAUGAUUUGACCACUGUUGGACGGCAGAUCUUCUCCGACACGGCCUUUUCCUUGUCCAGCACAUCUCAGCAGAUUGGCGAGCAGCUGAAACCGUCCGAGGAGGAGGCCAAAGCGGUGCAGGGUGCAGGUGCAGAUGAAGGCCAUACUCCCACGGGUGAGGACCUGCGACACGAAGCGACUGAGGUGGCUGAGAUUGCCGGGAAUGGCCUGGCUCGCACCGGCAAAGAUGCGGUCAGUAGUGCAAAGGAGCACCUAGCCGGCCGUGAGAAAGAGGCUCUGCUGUACCGACUGAAGCGGACCGUCCUCAAGCUCAAGGAUCGUACGGACUACUCGGACUCGAUCUCAACCCUGGGCCAGCUGGUUCGUCGGUAUGCUCAAGCCUACGUGAACGCUGCGUCGGAUGUAGUGACGGCGGCGGAAGAAGAUGUCGACGUCAAUGCAGACCUCAAGCAGGCGAUGCAGCACUUUUGGAUCUUGUUGCAAUCGUUCGGUGAUGCCGAAGAAUGGAAGGCCCUGGAGAAGCGCUUUGAGACGGUGUUGCAGCAUGCAAACUCCGACCCUGAGUUUGAGAAGUUCCUCUCGGAAACCGGCUCCGUCGUCCAGGAGAUGCUGACUGAUCCUAACUUCUUUGACAAUGCGGAGGAGAAAUUCGAUGAGCUCAAGGAAAAGUCUAAGGAGGUCAAGACUGAAUCACGGUUCAGACAGGACGUCGAUGCUUUUCUGGUCCAGGCCAAGCGAGCUCUGCGGACGGUGCCCAGCGACAAAGCAGUGUCCAAUUUAACCAAUGCAACCCAGAAGCUGUACAAGGAUAUUUGGGAGGCCUAUCAUAGCCGUGAGAGCCAGCUGCCGGCAGACUUGCUCGAAUGUUUCCUGCCCCUGGUUCUUCGUACGGUGCAAUUCAUUCCAAUCCCUCGCCUGGAGAUCUCCGCGCCCGAGGUUGACUUGCUGCUGGAGAGCUUGAUCCUUGAGCCGGGCCAUACGGUUAACUACUCGUCCUUUCUUCCCUAUCGGAUGCACGUGACCACACGCAACGAUAUCGAUAUCGUGAAGAAGCACUCCAAACGGACCGCCACCGACAUCAAAACCACAUUCACGGCGACCAUCAACGGAUUGAAUAUCAGCGCGUCUGAGUUCGGGUACUGGAUCCGGACCCAUUCUGGGCCCUUCCUGCGGUUCAACGAUGAAGGUGUCGCCAGCUUCUUCCUAGACAGGCGCGGGGUUGACAUCUCACUCGACAUCGAAGUCGGCCGAGACAGGCUGGAACAGAUCUUCACCCUGCGCGGGGUCCGCGUUCGGAUCCACAAGCUCGACUACAAGGUGCAUCGCAGCCGGUGGAAGUGGCUGCUCUGGCUGACCAAGCCCUUCCUCAAGCACCUCGUGCGUCGAGUGCUCGAGAAGAAAAUCGCGGAGAAGAUCGUGCAGGCGGCGUUUGCCCUGAACCGGGAGCUGGUGUUCGCCCGCGAACGGCUGCGGGCGGCCCGGAUCGCCAACCCGCAGGAUCUGGCCAGCUUCGUGCGGGCGGUGCUGGCUCGCUUGAAGGCGCUGCCGGAGACCGACGUUGAGGCGCGGAUUGGACUGGAGCCGCCGGGUGAGGGUGUGUUCCGGGGAGUGUACGCCCCCGGCAGUCUGGUCAAGGUGUGGAACCAGCAGGCGCUACGGGCGGAGGAGGCUAUCGAAGAGGGCGAUGAGUAUCGCACUCUGGCGGGAACCUGGAGAAACGAGAUCUUCGACGUGCCCGUUCGUCGGGCUUAGGUUUUGAGUGAGGUGCUGAGUAAUGUUUUGCCUUGAUGGGAUAUGAGAUUGUGCAAGGGGAGAAUGCCAUAAUGUAUAGCCACUGGUCCGUUAGGCGUUUCGGUUAGUUGGUAGCGAUGAGUUUUGCAUUCUG